CUCCGACUUCAGCGUUUUUUGCAAUUCUUUCCAGUCACAGGCAGCAGAGAACUGGAAGGAAAGGCGGCCAAAUGAGGUGUUGGCUUUUGGGAUGAUCAGUGAGAUAUACCUGCUGGGACGUGUGCUACGGGCUAACCUUGAGAAACUGUGCAGAACUCUUGAAGACCAAAGUAAUGAGUACAAGAACAAAUCUGACGAGGCCCAUGAGUCUCUAAAUGAUUACACUGCCCUGAAUGCUCGCUUGCAAACAGAAUGGUGAGCUCAAACACCACUUUGAGGAGAAGGAGCUAACUGUGUCCCAGCUGAGCAGAGUGAAACUAGUGAGAAGUCAACAUAUUGAAGAGCUGAAGAGACUUUUGGAGGAGGAAGUUAAGGCUAAGAAUGCCCUGGCCCAUGGUUUACAAUCAACCCGCCAUGACUGUGACCUGCUCCGGGAGCAAUAUGAGGAGGAGCAGGAAUCCAAGGCUGAGCUGCAGUGCAGCAUGUCCAAGGCCAACAGUGAGGUAGCUCUGUGGAGAACCAAGUACGAGACUGAUGCCAUCCACGAUGCUAAGUUAGUGAACUGAUGGGAGGAGCAGACCAGUAUCAAUUUGGCUAAAUUCAGGAAGGUGCAACAUGAGCUUGAUGAAGCUGAGGAGCGGGCAGACAUAGCAGAACGCCAAGUGAACAAAUUUAGAGCUAAGAGUCUUGAUGUUGGUGUCAAAGGGGAAGAAUAGCGAUAUGGGCAUCUUCUGCUGAUAGUGCUGUCAUGUUUAGAAUUACAGUAACUCAGACACCAAAUGUAGAUCCAGUAUACAAUAAUUAAUGUUGCAAAGAUGCAUGCAUGCUAACACCAUUGUACGUACCUGUAUGUUAGCAUUCCUCUGUGCUAUAGUUUCACUGCCAUGCUCAGAUGUUCUACUUAAAAGCAGACAAUGAAAUACAGUACAUAUUAAUGUAACUUAUAAAAUUAUAAUUAAAUACUACA
Molecule: messenger RNA, 967 nt
Organism: Oncorhynchus masou masou (cherry salmon)
Lineage: Eukaryota; Metazoa; Chordata; Actinopteri; Salmoniformes; Salmonidae
Product: myosin heavy chain, cardiac muscle isoform-like
Exons: 5
Coding region: 234-566 (110 amino acids)
Biological process (GO): muscle contraction
Cellular component (GO): myosin filament; myosin II complex; cytoplasm
Molecular function (GO): actin filament binding; microfilament motor activity
Source: RefSeq, a predicted model, not a curated record